Molecule: messenger RNA, 1224 nt
Organism: Musa acuminata subsp. malaccensis (wild Malaysian banana)
Lineage: Eukaryota; Viridiplantae; Streptophyta; Magnoliopsida; Zingiberales; Musaceae
Source: RefSeq, a predicted model, not a curated record
GGAAACACCGGUCUCAAUUGCAAUCAAAGAGGCGGCUCAGAGUGUGGAGAAAGUGUUAAAGGCACUGUCACCUAGCUCGGAAGAGAGAUGGAACGAACCACCCUUGAUCUUAGCUGCACAAAUGGGCCUUCAUGAUUUCGUCGGCAAGAUCCUGCGAGUGUGCCCACAGUCAGCAACCUACCUGGACACGAAGGGCAGAAAUGUUCUACAAGUCGCAGUCAUGUAUCGUUGCGAGGAGAUUGUCAAGAUCAUAAUGGACAUGAGAACCAUUUUACCAUUCUGGUUAUUUUCCAAAAUCGACCCCAAAACCGGGAACACCAUCCUGCAUCUUGCUUCACGUGGAAGCCCUGAUGUAGCAAAGAAAGAUCAAGAUGAACCGGAUGCAAUGCAACUGCAUUACGAUUUAGUAUGGUUUGAGAUGGUGCAAUCGAGUAUUCCUAAAGAACUAGUGCAUAGUCGAAAUAAGAAAGGAAAGACAGCGCAAGAGCUCUUUACUUCGAACCACAAACAGAUGCGUAAGAGUUGCAAGAAACAACUAGUGGGGAUUGCAAAGACAUGUACAAGCGCUGUGGCAGCUGUGGUCUUCGCCAUGAGCUCCUCCUUCUCCCACACCGACGAUCCAAAAACUGGCGAUUCACGCAUGUUCAAGGCCUUGUCAUACACAUACGUGAUCGGGUUGUCAUUCGCGGCUACAUCUCUGUUCCUGUUGCUGUCCCUCGUCAAUUCAUCGUACAAGGAGCAGAAGUUCCGCCGUGCCAUCCCAACCAAGUUCUUCUUAGCCCGCCUCACAUAUAACAUGGCGUUGGGGACUCUGUUGCUGGCCUUCACAUUCAACACUUUCCUGCAGAUAUAUGGCGUGGAGGGAGCAAAGGAAAAGCAGGAGAUCACAUUCAUGCUGGAGAUCAUCGUCUGUCCAGUUCUCACUUGCCUCCUCCUCUUCUUUCCUGACGCCAUAUUUGGUACAUUUCGUCGUUUUAUUUAAAGUGUCUAUAAGCAUGCAUCAUCCCUCCACAUCUAUCGAACAGCCAGCCCUACAUAAUAAUUUCAAGUGUUCUUCCGAUCUGCAUUGUUGCGCGUGCUUUCGCUAGAUUUGCGAGUUCUAGCAAUUCAAUAAUCAUAGAUACGUUUAUGUACCAGCAGUUCUGAGUGGACAAAACUGGAUGUCAAUGUGUUACGAGUAUGCAUGUGAAAUUUUAUAGUCGAUAUCUGACUUUUCAGUUGUCA